Messenger RNA from Adineta ricciae, 1125 nucleotides. Lineage: Eukaryota; Metazoa; Rotifera; Eurotatoria; Adinetida; Adinetidae. The record is from the annotation of a GenBank genome assembly.
AUGGAUAUGGAUAGAAAUCAAAAGGAAGCACUAAAUGGAUAUAAUCGGUCACAAAAAAGAAUCUGUUUAGUAUUUACUACUGUUGCCAUUGCCUUAAUCGUAUCAAUUGUUGCAAUACUUCUGAUCCCUGUAAUGAAGAAUGCUAUGAAUGUUACUACGUGGACAGUGACCACAGCAACGACAGAAAUAUCGUUCAUAAUAACAACGACACAAACGAAAGUGCGAGUUCAUUCUUCAUGGAAUCAAUAUGGAUAUACGGUAACUGGAGGUGAUGGAGACGGUUCGGAUUUGAACAAACUUCACAGUCCUAACGCAAUCGAUAUUGAUGAUGAUGGAAUAAUCUACGUUUGUGAUUGUAUGAAUCAUCGUAUUAUUAGGCGAAGACCAAACUCGACUAGUGAUGAACUUGUUGCUGGUGGGAAUGGUGAAGGAAAGCGAAUCGAUCAAUUGAAUGCACCACUGGAUGUUAUUGUUGACCAAAAGACAAAUUCCCUUAUCAUUUGCGAUUCAAAGAACUACCGAGUGGUAAGAUGGUCUCUUCAAAAUCAAACGGAACAACAGAUAGUUAUCGACAAGAUUGGUUGUAGAGGUCUUGCAAUCGAUCAGAAUGGAACUAUUUAUGUUAGUGAAUAUUACUACAAUUUGGCUGUAGUCAAACGAUUCGAAGAGGGUCAAUUGGCUGGAAAGAUCGUAGCUGGUGGAGAUGGAAUAGGAAAUACAUCGGGUCAAUUGGAAACCCCUACGUAUCUCUUUGUCGACCAAAACUAUUCAAUUUAUAUAUCGGAUGCGAAAAAUAAUCGUAUAGUAAAAUGGAUGAAAGGUGCGAAGGAAGGAAUCGUUGUUGGCGGGCCUAAGUUUGGAGGUAAUUCUAGACAACUGAGAUAUAGUCGUGGAUUUACUGUGGACUAUUUUGGUAAUAUUUAUAUAGUCGAUUCGUGGAAUCAUCGAGUAGUACGCUGGUCAAAAGAUUUUCAAGGAACGAUGGUAGUUGUAGGUGGCUAUGGCCCGGGCCGUAAUUUAUAUGAAUUAAAUAAACCCGAAGAUGUAAUAUUCGAUCGCCAGGGAAAUCUAUAUGUCGUCGAUAAAGACAACCAUCGAGUACAAAAAUUUGACGCAGAAGACUGA